AUGUCUUCCAUUUUCUGUUGCUCUUCCCCAUCUCCUUAUCGACCGGCCCAUCUUUCCCACGAGGCCAAGUUUGAUCCAUUUAUUGCUUGGGCCAAAGGGUCCGAAUCAUCCCCCUCUGCCGUUUCAGCUUCGUUCUUCGAGAAUCCGGAUAACCCGCCACCUUACGCGGUUCAGUUUGUUCGACAGGUCAAUUUUGGCGCUAUCGAGGCUAAAAGAUAUUUCAUCCCUCACCCUGAAGCAAAUGGAGAUCGGGCUGAAUUUGUGGAGAUUACUGAGCAAGAUUUGAUCGCUGGGAAUUUCCAGAAGCUCAAUUCGUACAAGAACUUCAAGUGUACAAUGCACAACAAGUUCUUCGAAGUCAAUCUGUACCAAAAGGACCCGGUUAAUCGGCACCACUGGCGACUGAAUAUUGCUCGACCAGCUAGUGAUAUUGAUCUCUAG
This is a messenger RNA of Penicillium expansum, 441 nucleotides long. RefSeq lists its product as uncharacterized. The coding region runs from base 1 to 441 and encodes 146 amino acids. The transcript has 2 exons. Lineage: Eukaryota; Fungi; Ascomycota; Eurotiomycetes; Eurotiales; Aspergillaceae. The record is from RefSeq and is a predicted model, not a curated record.